AUGCGUGGUGUUUGUAUGGGAUUAGUGUUUACUGUUACACGUGACUCCCCCUUUGCCAUAACCAGUUGUUUUUUUAUGUAUUCCUCUUUGGCCUCGACGGGGGAAUGGCCUGAUCUGUCGCGUGGCGCCCAGCCAUCACUUGAACCAUUUGCGAAACUCAGAUUGUGGAUCUUUCAGAUCAUCUGUCGUGCCUAUGAACUUGGACGUGAUGGAGCGCGGCGACAUUCGGAGGAGGGAAUGUGCCGUCAACUUGCACCGACGGUGUUGUUCCGGGUAUGCUUGACAGAGAAAGAAAGCGAUGGAGUCAAGGGGACGUAUUCAUCAAGGGAAGAGCUGUUGCGAUGCCCUGAGGCCCUUGUCAAAUUAAUGCAUUCCCCAACAGGGCCAUCAGAUGUUGACGGGAUGAUUUAUGGUGUUGUGAAUUGCGCUUGCCAGUACCUUCAGGACGCGUGUGCUUUCUUGGAAUUGUCAAUGCAAGGAGAGGCCAGAGGUGUCAGUGGUGGUGUUAGUGGCAUGCAUCGAAAGCGAGGAGUUCUCAAUUCUCCGGUGUCGAAUGAUGAGGUCGAUGGUGGUUUUCCGUACUCCUCUUCUAGUGGCGUAGAUGUUUCUGGACGCGCCGAACAUUUUGGGGUUCGUAGGCAUUCAACACCUUCGGAAAACGUAUUACAUUUCCAGUCGGCUCAUGUCCCCGUGUAUAGCAGUGAAGACGGCACAUGUGCCAUCACGGGUGACCCUGCUCGCCGUAACGGUGUUUGUAUGGACGAAUGCGCCGUUUCAAACCUUCAAGAAGCCCGGAUGAUGCUCCAGACUAUCGUGGGGACAGCGUUUUCGUGUCCAAGUGAGCCUCUUGCCAAAGCUUUUCAGUUGGUUAUUGCGAGGGAAUUGGGACUAUCGUUACGUCCUUUUGAGGCAUGUUGUGGAUUGUUGAAGUUUCUUUCUUUUCUUGAUCCUACGCUAAGAGUGGCGAAUGAGGAGAGAAUACAGGGUGAAAAGAUCGGUUACCUUUACUACUUGAAUGGUGUGCAGACGUCAGCAAGUUUGACAGAUGCGCUAUUUUCUUCUUCGGAGGCUACAGAUAGCAUACAGUGGUUUACGGCACCCUCUCCCGCGGCGGUACUUCCAAAUUUGACGCGGUCGUUGACUGGGAGUUUGCUGGAGGUGAUGGAGGAGUUGCAGCAAGCAACAGAUGGGAUAGCAGCAGCAGAGGCGUUGGCGACAACGUCCUUGUCGGCCAAUCCUACAAUGUCUGUGGCCAUACCGUCCUUCAGCCGCCGACGAGGCGGUGGCUGCUCGAACAAUCGGAUAAUCCGAAGCACUGGUGCGGAGAAGGAGCUGUUAAAUGCAGAGUGGGGGAAGGCGGGAUAUGCAUCGAGGCAAACAGUAUGGGAUGCAUUGUGUCGUUGUAGCCUUACUAUUCCAAAGUCCGUACUCAGUGACAGAUCUGACUUGUUGUACCGGAUAUUUUUCAAAAUGGGUGAAGUUCCACAGUACUACCAAAUUCUCUCUAUAUACCCAGAGGUUUUGCGGGCACAUCAUGCCACAUUUCAAUACAUAUUUUUUGAAGAAGGCCCGCUUCCUAUUUGCGAACGAUUGAUGAUAGCUUUGAUGGCAGCCAGUCGUCAAAAAUGUGAGUAUCUUUUUUCUCGCUUUGCCGCUCUCUUACUGCAUUUUGAGGAAAAGCAGCCAUCUAGUGAUGUGGUUGCGGAAAAUUGGCUAUUGCAAGGACCACCACCAAAGUUGCAGGCACUUCAACGUUUUAUAGCUAUUGCCACUCAUGUUCCAUGGCAAAUGAAACUGAAUGACAUCCGUGGUGCCAUGAACGCUGGAUGGAGCAUACCUGGUCUUAUACAGGCAUCCUGCAUCGUGGCAGAAACGCUCUCAUUAUGUAGUUUUGUCAUGGGACUUUUUGUGUCGAACGAUAUGUGGGUAUCAAUAACACUUCCAACCUCACUUUCUGCGGUUCUUUCUUCUUGUCCGGUACUUGGUGAAGUGAUUGAUCAUCAAAGCUGUGUGGAUUUUACGCGGUACACUGGCAUUGACAAUAUCGUGAGUGAGAAUCGUGUCAAGGGCUCAUCCAGCAACGUAUUUACGCUCUCCUGCGGGAAAUUUAACUGGCACGAACACGGCGGCACCCUUAUGGAGCAAUAUUAUCCAGGUGCUGCUACACUUAUUAACAAUGAACUUGACGCAUUCUCGGCGGUUGCCCGGAAGUUAACUCACCUGGAUUGCGUUGGCCUUACGACGCCGGAUUACUCUCCCUCGAAUGCAUUUUGGUUUUUGCGACUAUACGUUCAGAACAUCAUGGGACUUAUGCCGGAUGACUAUCCGUACAACAGUAUCAAUAAAGUUUUGCGACGCCCAGCCAAGUUGAUUGCUCAGAGCUGUACGAUGCGCCCCGAAACAUUGUCAAGCUCUCAAAUGCGUUUGUGGGUUCAGAUGAGUAGUGAUUCUGCUGCGGCGCCUGGUGAUUUGCAUUCCGCAAAAAAUUUUUCAACAGAGAAGCUCGAGGAACACCAACACCUGGAGGUGGACAUGACGGAACAGAAAAGGCAGCUUAUCGAGUCCCUUACCGCACAUAAAGCGCCGUUUACUUUAAGCAUGCCGGGAACUGAGGCCGGGCGCCGUCCCCAACCCCGGGAGGAUGUCUUGGAAGCAGCACUAGGUCUUCACGAAGAGCGGCUUAUAUUUCUUGUUGUGUUGGCCACAAUGGAGGCGCGGAAAGAGGGACUAUUCGCUCUCUUGUUGUAUCCGAUGUGGGGACUACUCAACAACAUGUAG
This is a messenger RNA of Trypanosoma cruzi, 2778 nucleotides long. RefSeq lists its product as uncharacterized. The transcript has a single exon. NCBI's taxonomy places the organism in Eukaryota, Euglenozoa, Kinetoplastea, Trypanosomatida, Trypanosomatidae. Gene Ontology annotation, cellular component: nucleus. Gene Ontology annotation, biological process: regulation of response to reactive oxygen species; cellular response to L-leucine; cellular response to leucine starvation. The record is from RefSeq and is a predicted model, not a curated record. The coding region runs from base 1 to 2778 and encodes 925 amino acids. Gene Ontology annotation, molecular function: oxidoreductase activity, acting on peroxide as acceptor; L-leucine binding.